Didymodactylos carnosus is the source of this 818-nucleotide messenger RNA. NCBI's taxonomy places the organism in Eukaryota, Metazoa, Rotifera, Eurotatoria, Philodinida, Philodinidae. The record is from the annotation of a GenBank genome assembly.
AUGGAUCAAAUACCUCUUGGUGUGGAUGUUUAUCGGCCAGCAUUGAAUUUAUUAAUUGGAGAAACAGGAGUCGGAAAGACAUCGCUCAUCAAUCUUCUUACCGAUUCAAAUCAAAAAGUCGGUCAUGGUCUUGAAGCGGGUACCAAAUAUCCAAGUUUAUCUUACGUUGAUAAUUGGCCUAUCGUUGAUACACGUGGAUUAAACGAUAAAGACGAAAAUGCUAUAAAUGAAGCAACCGACGAACUACGACAUUUUUUAUUUAAUGGCAAGUAUCGAUUAUCGAGUAUUAUCUUAUAUAUUCAUGAUCCUCUUAUUGUUAAACGACUUAAAGGCGAUACAGUUCGUGCUUUGGUCUCAUUAAAGAGAAUGAUCGCGAAUUCACAUUUGGAUAAUAUCAUACUGUUACAUCGUGCAGACCUAAGUAAACCGAAGAAAAUAUAUGACAAAGCAUUUCAUGCCUGGAACCGAGAAACAUCUGAAUUAGGCUGUGUAAUUCGAGAAAUUAUUCCAGUGUACGGCGAAGAACAAUAUGACGAUGACGAUGAUGUAGCUGAUUUAACAAUUAAAAAUAUUAAUGAAAUAAAAAAUGCUUUGAUUAAGCAUAAAUAUGCUAAAUACUUUGGAUGGAGACGAGCAACUUGUGUUACAUGUGGCAAGUAUUUAUACCAAGAUUUUGAAAUAGGACCGUGUGUAUAUCAUGAUACAGCUGUAGCGCAUCUUGGUCGAAAGGAUUUUAUUCAUAGUGGUGAUUUAGAAGUCUAUCAUCAUGGUACAUGGACAGAACCACGUUGUUUUACAGAUAAAUGGACAUGCUGUGG